Colletotrichum navitas is the source of this 1149-nucleotide messenger RNA. RefSeq lists its product as uncharacterized. The coding region runs from base 1 to 1149 and encodes 382 amino acids. The record is from RefSeq and is a predicted model, not a curated record. NCBI's taxonomy places the organism in Eukaryota, Fungi, Ascomycota, Sordariomycetes, Glomerellales, Glomerellaceae. Gene Ontology annotation, cellular component: membrane. Gene Ontology annotation, biological process: calcium ion transmembrane transport; intracellular calcium ion homeostasis. The transcript has 4 exons. Gene Ontology annotation, molecular function: calcium:proton antiporter activity.
AUGUUCUCUUGGCUGCAUAGCCUCCUUGUAUUCGUCCCAGUUGGUAUCUGGGCUUUCCUGUCCAACAGGGCGCCUCUAGUCGUCUUCGUGACGAAUGGUAUCGCCAUUGUGCCUUUGUCAUCGCUACUCACCAGCGCCACUGAGAAGAUCGCCGAGGAUGCCGGAGACACGGUUGGAGCACUUCUGAAUAUCACACUGGGUAACUUGGUAGAGCUGAUUUUGUUUGUUGCUCUCAAGCACAACCGAGUCCGUGUUGUUCAGGCCUCAAUUCUCGGUUCGAUGCUCGUCAACCUGCUCCCAAUCCUGGGUGUCGCUCUUUGCGUCACUGGGAUCAGUUACGACGACCCGGUAUUGACUUUUGCCGAGACACAGCUUUUGGUUUGGCUCCUGACUGUCUCAACUUUUGUGCUUUUAAUACCUGCCGCUCUCAAUUUCACACUUAAUGAGACUACCGGAGCAGGUGAUGCCAGGCUGCGAAUGAGUAGAGCAUCGGCCCUCAUGGCUUUGGUGAUAUACGUCUUCUAUGUCAUCCAUGAGAUAAGGGUCCACGCCUCGCCAACUCCAUUCAUCUCCCCGCUGUCACAAGUGUCUGAUAUUGAGCAUCUGACAAGGCCUGAUCUGGCAUGUCCUCGAAUCCCACGGCGUCCUGGAGCAAGCGCUGCGGAGCCCGAGCGCAAAGCCCAUCGGAGAUCAAAUAGCGAAAAAGCGCUUUCUGUCCUGUUGUUGAUAAUCAGCUCGGCCUCGAUGUCGAUGUGUGCCGAGUUCCUUGUCGGCACAAUCGACGAGAUUACACGCCAAGGACAUUUGUCGGAGUCUUUCAUCGGCCUCAUCCUGCUCCCCAUUGUCGGGAACGUGGCCGAGUUCGUUGUUGUUGUGACCGUGGCAUAUAAGGAGAAACUAGAUCUGGCAGUCGCUGUUGCAGUGGGCUCGGCUGUUCAGAUUGCACUCUGCGUUGCUCCCUUGACUAUCAUCGCAUCAUGGAUUAUGGCACGAGAGCUGAGUCUGAGCUUCAGCUUAUUUGACGCAGCUGCAUUGAUAGGAGCAACUGUACUAAUUAACUCCUUUUUUCUCGGCGAUGCAAAUAGCGUUUUACGGGCGAGCAGACUGAAAGGGGCGUCGAUAUGCGCUUGCUACAUUAUAAUUGGGUGA